Messenger RNA from Pleurotus ostreatus (oyster mushroom), 600 nucleotides. RefSeq lists its product as uncharacterized. Bases 1 to 600 code for a protein of 199 amino acids. The record is from RefSeq and is a predicted model, not a curated record. The transcript is spliced from 3 exons. Lineage: Eukaryota; Fungi; Basidiomycota; Agaricomycetes; Agaricales; Pleurotaceae.
AUGUUCAAAAGACCGUUUGCGCCGCGUCCGGUCGCUAGACCUUCACAACGUUCCCACUCUCCAUCUCUAAGCCAAAUGAAUGCGCUUCCACCUCCACCCCGGGCUCUGACUAACAUAACCCAACGACGUAUUCAUCCUAUUUUCAGCGCGUGGGAGCUCUCCCUCACGCCCAAUCCUCAAGAACCCGCCAGUCCCGCCACGGAACCCGCCAGUCCCACUACAGAACCCGUCAGUUCCACUACAGAGAACAUUCAAGACUGGGUUCUCGCGGCUGAAGAGGAUAGGGUUAAACGGGAUACUGCGUCGUCGAUCAAGCUUUUUCAGUCUCCCUCUUUGUCUCCUCCGGCCACGACAGCCUUGCCGGCCGAACACCCUUCAGAAAACAGACUCGAUGUCUGCGUAUACCUGAACGGGCGCCUGGUUGCCGCCGCCGGGACAACCCAAUAUGGCGCACCAGCCCCGUUCAUUCCAUCAACCCAGUCCUCCUUCGACGCAGGGAAUUUCCACAUCAACAUCUCGAUUCAUAAAAAAUCUGGCCACAGCCGCACGGACACCUUUGGCCAGCCCACGACCCUUGGACAAGGCGCCCCUCUGGUGUAG